Arvicola amphibius (Eurasian water vole) is the source of this 1746-nucleotide messenger RNA. Its product is annotated as alpha-N-acetylgalactosaminide alpha-2,6-sialyltransferase 1-like. The coding region runs from base 1 to 1413 and encodes 470 amino acids. Lineage: Eukaryota; Metazoa; Chordata; Mammalia; Rodentia; Cricetidae. The record is from RefSeq and is a predicted model, not a curated record. Gene Ontology annotation, molecular function: alpha-N-acetylgalactosaminide alpha-2,6-sialyltransferase activity. The transcript is spliced from 8 exons.
AUGUUUCUGGUCUGUUCGUAUAACACCCAACCUUCAUCAAGAGUUAUCUGUGUCAGGUGUCAGUGUACAAGACCUCGAGACAAGGACAUGACCUUUGCCAGAACAGGGGCUCUGGGCCUGAAGAAUCAGGGCAGUGUGGCAGCCAGAGGAGAGGGGGAGGAGAAAAGGAAGGAUCAGAGCAAGGCAGAGCCUGUGGCAGACUCCUGUUCCAGAAAGAGAGGCAAGAUAUUGGCAACUACAGGAGUGUUGACAAAGCAGAGGAAGAGGCCAAGGGCCACAGCAGCUGUUCCAGCCAAGGAGAAGGCCGCCCAGGUCAACCCAUCCCCGGCCUCUUUCCCACGCCCCACCAGCAAAAGAAGUCAAAGGCUGAAGGCCUCCAACUUCAAGUCUGAGCCCCGGUGGGAUUUUGAGGAAGAAUACAGUUUGGAUGUGGGGGGCCUGCAGACGACCUGCCCCGACUCUGUGAAGAUCAGAGCCUCCAAGUCACCGUGGCUAAAGAAUAUCUUUCUGCCCAAUCUCACUCUCUUCCUGGACGGUGCCCACUUCACCCAGAGCGAGUGGGACCGUCUAGAGCACUUUGCACCGCCCUUUGGCUUCAUGGAGCUCAAUCAGUCCUUGGUCCAGAAGGUCGUGACCCGCUUCCCUCCGGUAUCCCAGCAGCAGCUGCUCCUGGCCAGCCUCCCCUCGGGGAGCUCCAGGUGUAUCACCUGUGCCGUGGUGGGCAACGGGGGCAUCCUGAAUGAUUCGCACGUGGGCCAGGAGAUAGACAGCCAUGACUAUGUUUUCCGACUGAGUGGAGCCGUUAUUAAAGGCUAUGAACAGGAUGUGGGGACCCGGACGUCCUUCUACGGCUUCACUGCCUUCUCCCUGGUCCAGUCAAUCCUCACACUGGGCAGUCGGGGUUUCCAGCAUGUGCCUCUGGGAAAGGAUGUCCGGUACCUACACUUCCUGGAGGGCACUCGGGACUACGAGUGGCUAGAAGCCAUGUUUUUGAACCAGACCAUGGCAAAAACCAAACUUCACUGGUUCAGGCACAGGCCCCAGGAAGCUUUCCGGGAUGCCCUGGACAUGGACAGAUACCUAUUGCUGCACCCAGACUUUAUCCGUUACAUGAAGAACAGGUUUCUGAGGUCCAAGACCCUAAACACUGCCCACUGGAGAAUAUACCGCCCCACCACUGGUGCCCUCUUGCUGCUGACGGCCCUUCAUCUCUGUGACCAGGUGAGUGCCUAUGGCUUCAUCACCCAGGGCCAUGAGCGCUUCUCCGACCACUACUAUGACAAAUCGUGGAAACGGCUGAUCUUUUACAUAAACCAUGACUUCAACUUAGAGAAAACAGUAUGGAAGCGGCUGCAUGAUGAAGGCAUCAUCCGGCUGUACCAGCGUCCCGAGCACCCGAAAGAGAAGAACUGACCAGCUCGGCUUCAGGAGUCUCCUGGAUCAUGCACACCAAAGGGUGUCAGGGUUCCUCAGAUGUCCCCACCCAUCUCCCAGGACCCAAACGGGCUCCAAGCCCUUGGAGAGUCCCAAGGAACAGCUGUUUGGAGACUGAGGGCUGGGAGUCCUCCGGGAAGUCCUUACUAGUUCAAACCACAGACACAGACACCAACAAUUCAUUUCAAGUUGCUUUUCAAAUUCUGUUUUCAAGAUUUUGGGUUCUGGGACCUAAUUGUGGCUCUCAGUAGUUAAGUGAACAAAACAAAAUGAAAUGAAAAACAAACUAGCAAACAAAAUAUCCACAAACAA